Messenger RNA from Macrobrachium nipponense, 9955 nucleotides. RefSeq lists its product as uncharacterized. The record is from RefSeq and is a predicted model, not a curated record. Lineage: Eukaryota; Metazoa; Arthropoda; Malacostraca; Decapoda; Palaemonidae. The coding region runs from base 1757 to 9640 and encodes 2627 amino acids. The transcript is spliced from 2 exons.
UCCUGUGUUGCAACUCUGGAAGGAUCUCUCGGACUGUGAAGGCUUUUUAGUAUAUGUACUCUGUAUGUUUUUUCUUGGUAUGUGUUUGUUUUUCCAUACUGUUAUGUACCUUUUCCUAUAAUGGGAUUAUUGGGAAUGUAGUAGUGGUUGGUCUUGCAGGUAGGAAUUUUAAAUUGCCCAGUAAAUUGUAGUAUGAAAGAAAUGGAAUUUCACUCAUGUUUCAUGUAUUCUUUGGACAUUGUAGCUUGAAAAAAUUUAGAGUGCACCAAAUGUGGAUUUAAACAGUGUUAUGAAAAUUAUUUUGCUUUUGUAAGAUAACUUCUAAUAUGAACCAGGGAAUAUUAUCUGUUUCAAGCCCAAAAUAUCAACUUCAACUGAGUGCUUGUUGACUUGGAGUUUUCUAUCUUUCCUGAAAGGUGACUGAUUAUGUAGUAUCUAAAAUACUAUGACAUUGAUUCUCUCUCAAAGAGCAACAGUGGAUCUUGCAAGGAGAGAGGACAUACUUUCUGUUCCUCAUUGGCAAACAAUGAGAUUAUCUUGACAUGGUUGUGGAAGAAAGAGCUUGAGGAGUCAUAGGAAGUUAGAGACAUAAACCAGUUCUCCUUUUGGGGGAGUUUUGGAGAAUUGUUGCCAUCAUGAAGAGAUGAAUAAUAAAAAGAAGAGUAAUCCAGGAUAAGGUCCAUUUUAGGAAAAAGAGGAGCAAAUGUCCAUGAGGAGGCAAUAGUGUAGUUAGAUUUGCUACUGUUGAAGCUCAAUUUCUUUGUGAAGUUGUUCUCUUUCUCAGUGGAGUUGGCUGCCACUGUUUUUGCUGCCUUGCAGAAAGGGACCGAGAUGUUUUCAGUCAACAUGAAAGACACUGUUUUCAUGUCUCCAUCCACCAGGAAUCUCGGAAGUUUCUUCACUUCGUCUUUGAACGCUUAGUGUUUCAGUUUUGAACUGUGAGAUUGAGAACAAUUACACUGUAACCAUUUCGAGAAGGAAUGAUACACUUUUCGCUGCUUGUUUUGUAGAGGAAGAAUUCACUUGAGGCUUCAAAAUCCAGCAAAAUUGAGGGGGUAUUGAGUCUCAUUGGUUAUAGUAAAGACAGGCUGUGUAGGGGUCGAGUCUUUUGGUAGAAGUGCAGGCAGAGGGAUAUCCUCAAGCCAUAUCUGGGUUACAGAAGAAAGAACUGGAAAUGAAGAAGAGAAAGUAUGUUCAUCUUUUGGCAAAGUUCUCAAGUUUUUCGACUUGUUUACUCAGAGUAGGGGUGCUCAUCUCCUUGGUCUUAAGAAAAGGAUUUCUUGUUGCUAAAAAAUGCUUAUUUCUUUGAUCUCAUGAAAAAGGUUACUUGGUCCUCGGAAAACAUCAUUUUCGUAGCAACUGUAAGGGCUGUUUUUCUUCAGCCUCCAAGUAUUUAUGAUAUCCUUGGAAGGAAAGCAGUUGGAUUUAUAACAUUCUAAAUAUGUUACUUUAAUACGUUUCAUUAAUCAAGUGAAUGUAUCUGUUGUAUUUAUACUUUUAGAAUACAAGAAAAUGUUUCAUUAGGCAUCCUGAUCCAAUGUAAACCCUCAUUUGUUGGGAAUGGAAAAUGAAAGGUUUCUUUGAAGAGAAAAUGGAGAAACAGGGUUGCAAUUGCAUGCGGAGGUGUAGAUGAGAAUAGAUAGUAAGAAGUCUGGAAGAAAGUGAGGGAAAAAAUGCAAGUAAUAAAAUAUAGAGGUGAGCAAGAAUGCUGAGGAGAAUGUGAACAUCUUAUAGUGAGCAUGGCACUACAAAGGACAUGAAUACCUUGUGCCCUGAUGGAGGGAAAGCGUCGCCCAUCAACUUUGUACUAACAAGAGUUAAAGGACCCAUUUCCUCUCCUUCAGAAGAUGCCAAAAUCUAUCAGUCUUCCUCCUUACCCCUACCAGCGAUUGGGGCUGUGGAAGAAACACUACAACAUGUAUGUUGUAAUCGCUUGUUUACCACUACAUUGCACUACCAGUCUCACCUUAUAGAAAAAGCCGAGACUGAUCAGGCACACGAAUUUAAAUUACUUGAAAUGGGUUUGUUACGGUGUUCGUUAUGUUCUAUAUGGGUGCAGAGUAGUGGGAUGUCUUUGCACUUGAGAAAAUUCCAUGGCAUUAUAAAAGUCAAUAAAAAUGCUACGUCGCUUGGUGAGCUCUCUAGUGGCAAUAAAGCAGAGACUACGGUAAAGCCUGGGAAAAGUUAUGUGAUCAAAGUCAGCGGUCAGACUGUGUCUGCAGGGCAGCCACUUGUAGGCAGUUCCACCAAGAAAUCUAAUAAUAUUGAAAUAUUAUCUUCCAGUGCAAGUCUUACCAAACCAGCCUAUAAAUUAAUAACAUCGGAUGGGAAGGUUUAUCCAAAUACUAUACGCCUUCAGAAUUCAUCCAGUGGAAUAGGAGGAAAGGUCAUUGUCCGACCAUCUGUGCCGUUUAAUAAUGGUGUACCUGUGGUGACCUACGGGUCUCGAAUGAUCAUGAAAGCGAAUAGAAAUAUAUCGGAAGGGAAGAUCAGAAUGCCAAUAUCCAGUAAAACUGGUAUUUGCAAAGUAGUACCUGCUGGUGGGGCAGUGUUGCAAAGCACCUCUCAGUUUGCAAAGUCAGUCGGUGGUGUCACCACUGUGCAGAUCAGUGGUGGGAAUAUUGUGGCUACUUCAAGUUCAGGCAAGGUGUCAAAAAUGAAGACGAAGUUCUGUGCAGAGUUAGGGAAACCAUUAAUAAAUGUUGAUAAGAAAAUAAUAUCUAGAUCUUAUAAGGUUGUAGAAAAAUGCUCAAGUAACAAGACUUUGCCAUUAACAAAUGUAGAUUUAGAAAGGACAAAUAAAAAUAAGAGUACGAAUGUGGGUGUUGAAACAACAGUGAAAUCUCCUGGCGAAAAAAGUGAGGUAUCUCAUACCAGGACUAAAGGCGUGAGUAACAGAAAGAAGGAAUUGAUGCUAGAUAUGGAAGGUCCAGAUGAAAAGCUUGCAUUUUUGAAAUUUGAUCACAGUGAUGACAUAUUUGAGGAAUUUGCUUUAAGUUUAGAGAAAAUUCAGAAGGAGAAAGAGUCUCUGGCAAAAAAAGGGAAGCCAAGCACCAAACAAAAAUCUGUACCUCCUGUAAGCAAUCAAAGCACAGUAGUGCCUAGUGAAAAAAGUGACUGUAAUGGAAAAGCAGAGAGUUCAAAGCCUGUGUCCAAUAAAAAACGCCGUAAGCAAGUCUUGAAGCCUGUGCUGGAACCUGGAGGUGACGUCAACAUGGAAACUCCAAUCACUUCCAAAGUCAAAGUGAGGAAAAAGGGUAAAAAUGUGUUACCAGACAGUGAAUGCCAUACACCCAAAGUUGGUAAAAAAACUAGUCCAACCAUCACAGUUAAUACGAAGAAAUAUAGAAGAAAAUUUAAAGAGAACAAAUGUGAUACUCCUAAAUGUACUCCAAAGACAUCUCAGCAGACACCUAAAGGUAAACGUGGUGGUUGGAAAAAGAAAAGGCCAGUUGGACGCCCCCGCAGAGAGGAAGUUAGUGAAGUGAGCACUCCUAAUUUAACCGGGUUAGACACAAUGUUUAAUGAACCAACUCAUGAAGAUGUGGAGAAUGAACCAGUAUUGUCACCCAAACGUGAAGAGGAGGACAAUAUUCCUACUGUAGAAUUGGACCUGUUUACUCUAUCCUCGCUUAAUGAAAAAGUAUCUGUUUUGCUCACAGAGCCCCAUAACCCAGAUUUUAAAGUUUAUGCCAGCAUGGAUGCAAUAUUUGUUGGAGAUUCCGCUCUUGGUGACGUUACAAACCAAAUUGGGUAUGUGACAGACUCCAACAAUGUUGUGUUUGUAAAUCCUGGUCAUUUCCUCUUCCCCAAUGUACAGGAACUUGAUAAAUUUAUUCCUAGCCCAAUAAUGACAAUAAAGGAAAAGAUGAGCUUGUCACCUAGAAAGCUAUGUAAACGUGCCACUAAUGUUAAAUUAUCAGUAAUUAGUAAAGAGAAUCAGGGUGUUGAAAAUAAUCAAGAAUCUCAGGGAAAUAGUAGAGAAUCUAAGAUAUCUCCUACCAAGAAGAAAACUAGUAUUGCAGACAGUAAGAUAAACUCUUAUACUGGGCAUAAAAAAUCAUUGAAGGACAAAAGUUUAGGGUUGAUGGUAUCAAGCAGUGAUGUUGUGCGAGAUAGUAAAGAGAAUGUUCCCCUAGCUAGAUUGGACGGUUCUUCUGGAAACUCAAAGGAUGUGAGGGUAAGACGACGUAGUGCUCGUCACAGCGGAGAAAAUAAAGGAGAUGAACAGUUGCCUUCAGUUUUAAAUAAAGAUGAAGAAUUGCCUGGUGCUGAAAUAGAAAUUAAGAAAGGGGAACCUAGGUCCAGAACAAUGUCAGGGAGUCUGAAAUUGGGGAGAAAUGUACAGGUAAAGCACUUAAUUGAUGGUCAAGGUAAAGAGGAAAAUGUAGACUGUGACAAGGUUGACUGUGACAAGAUUUUGAAAGUCGUGAUAUCUCCUAUCAAGUCCGAAUUCCAGAACUUGGUACAAGAGUUGAAAGCGGGACUUCUAAAGUCUUCAGGGAAUCACAGAAUAGCACUUUCGUUUGAUAAUGACUGCCCUGAAAGAAUUCCUAAUAAAAAGAAGCUUGAAUGUGAUACUAAAGAUUUAGAUGUCAGAUUUGAAGACAAUGACACUGUUAUUUUGAGUAAGCCAAGGUUGCGAACUAGGUCAGCAGAUAGUGUCCCAUGUGGAAAAAGCUCCAAAGCUGACUCUCUUCCUAGUGAUAUUAGUAGUAAUAGGUAUAACCGUUUGUCCAGAAGGAAAGGUCGAUUAAAAAGUGAAAGUGAUUCUUCAUUUAGGACACAACAUGACGGUGAGGAAAUGGGAAUCUCAGAGCAAGUGUUGUCUCAAAGUAGACAUGAUUUUAGAAAUAUUAGUGGUAGUACAUCAGAGGACAAUAGUGAUUGUGUGUCUCGUAAUGGGAGAAGAAAAUCUCUUUCCAAAAGUACCUGUGAAAGUCUGUCAAAAGAAGAUUCCUUAAUGGCUGUAAUGGCAUUGGCAGAAAAUUCUGUGAUAAAAGGUAAAAACUUAGAUAUUAAAAAUGAACCCAGUGUAAUUAGAAACCGACCAGUUAGAGAGAGAAGACCUAGCUCUAAGUGGCUUGAAAGUCUAGCCUUUGGUAAGUGCUCUAAAAGGCUUUCUACACCCAAGCUCAGGACUGAACGGUCUGUGUCAGACACUAGUGAUCAUUCAAGCUCUGGAAAACUACGGAACAAUGAUGAAAGUGCAAAAACACUUGAUAUGAAAAAACUAAGGGAUGAAGUGAGGUCACUUACAAUCAUUUCAGGAAACCAAAAUAGAGGGCCAGGUUUAACAACAAACAACAAAGAUGUAAAUGUGGUUGAUGUACUAUGUCACAGUGAAAUGAGUGAGUGUAUCGAGAGUAAAGUAUAUAAUAGUAAUGUUGGCUGUAAUAGUAUUGAUUAUAAUAAAACCUCAGUUGUUGUUGCCAAGAGUAAAACUAAUAAGAGCAAUGAUGACUGGGAAAAGGGAAGUGAAAUGGUAGAGGAUGGUGUUGGGGAUUUAUUAGAUAUUGUUAGAGCAGGAAACAUACAAAACAGAAUAGAUGAUGAGACAACAGACACUGAAGUUAAUCAGGAAGAGGAACUUUUGUGCAAAAUUGAUGGAUCACAGAAGUUGAAUCAGCAACAAAAGACAAAAAAGAAGAAAAACAAGAAAAUUCAAUACAAUACUCAUGUAAAAAAUAUAGAUGAAAUGGUGGUUAAACUUGAUAACAAAAUGGCAGUUGGCACAAUAAUUGACAAUGACACUAUAAACCAAGAUGAUGAUGAUGAAGAAGCAUUUUUGGAAGGUGGAAUAGAUGAAGACGAAAUGAAGUGCAAAGAGGGAAACGCUGAUGACUGUAAGGAUCUAGGUGUUUGUUUUGAGGGAGUUGAGGAUGAAGCAGAUAUUAAUAUAAAAAGUGAGAAGCAGGAGCAACCACUUGAGAAAGGCACUAAGGGAGUUGCUACUGAGGUAAAAGUUACUCAAAGUGACAAGAAUACUGAAUGUCAUGAAUUGUCAUCACAACAUGAAAGACGUGACAAAAAGAAUGCCUCUCUUGAUAAUGUAUUUACAAGUACUGUAACAAAGUUAUAUCUUUCAGAGGGUAUUGAAAGUUCUGAAUCAUCAGAAACACUUGUUUCUGAUGAUUCUUUGUGUAAGAGCUUUUCUGGUAAAGAGAUUUCUAGUGAAGAUUCUAGCGGCAAAAGUACAGCAGAAAGAUGUACAGCAAGUAGUGAAGAGAGUAGUACAGAAAAUAUAGUUGAGGAUGAUGAAGUAGUAGUGCAGAGGAAGUACAAAGUUGACCUUUGUAAAAGUUCACAACUUUCCAAAGUAAUUAGAAUAGAUGAAGAGAUAUCAUUCAAAGUGAACCAAGAGGAACAAGCAAAAAUAUUUUACACUUUAAACAAAGGUGAAUUGUCUGAUGAAGGCCUGGACUCACCUGAAAGAGCAAGGAAGUUGACUGACUUUGAAGAGGACAAACUUUUGGAAGAAAUUUUUGAUGAAUGUGAGAAAUUACCGCAUGAAAAAUUAAACUUUGUGGAGGAAUUGGAAGUAAAGUCAUGUGACAGGAAAAGUUUACUAAAUUGUGACAAAAAUACAAAAUUUUUAGUCAAACAUACCCCCAAAACAAGUGAAAAACUUGAAGAAGGAAAUCAUAAUCAAAAUAUGAGGAGUACAUUUGAUAAGUUUGAAGAGAUCGAACCGGAAUUGUAUGAGGACAGUGAAUCAGAAUCGAAUGACGAUAGUGAAAUAGAUAAAGGGAGUCUUACAAAUAUUGAACCUGGUGUUGAAACAGGAUUGGUAGAGAACAGCAUUCAGAAAAUAACAGAAAGUGAGGAAACAGGAUUGGCAGAGAACAGCACCCAGAAAAUAAUAGAAAGCGAGGAAGUACCUUGGACAAACCAUGAAAAGAGUGAAUUGAGGGACCACAAAUUUCUAAAUAAUUUAGAAGACAAUAGUAAAAUGUCAGAGUUGUUGGUAAAUGAUACUUUAGUUGGAAACCAUAAGGAAGAGGUUGUUUGUCAGGAUGAAAUAACUAAAUUAGAUCUCACUCUGGAAAGGAUGGAUUGUAAAAUAAAGGGCUGUGAUGCUGGAAUCCUUAGUCAACCCACAACUGAUUUAGCUUAUCCCAAAGAUGGGUUUGAGAAAGAUGUUACUUCAAAGUUUGUUGGUAACUUGGAGAAGACAGUUGAAAAAAGAAUUACUGCCGAUUUAAAACUGGCAGAAGCAGCCAGUUGUACUGAAGUGUUCGAAGAGAUGAGCAAAGAAGCUCCAGUUAAUCCCAUAAUCAAUUUUGAAAAGACCGCAACUGGAAGGUUAGAUUCCUCAGAGGAGACUAUUAGAAAAGAAGCAAGUGCCAGAGAUUUACAGUUGCAAGAAGAGGUUAAGAAUACUGAUAUUCCAGAAGAGAUUUAUAAGGAAAAUACUGCUGGUGAAAAAAUCUAUGAAGAAACCUUAGGAAAAGAAAUUCUUCAUGAUACUGAAAUGUGUGUGAAAGAAGCUCCUACUAAUAGUGGCAACUCUGUCUUCAAUAUAAAUGUUUCACCAAGACUUUCCAAAGAGUUAAGUAUUGUGUGUUCUGAUUCCAGUACUGUUGGUAGUAGGUCCCCUCAUAGUAAAAAAGAAAAAUGUAGGAGCCCUAGAUCUACAGGUCCUUUGUCACCCUUAAAAAUUUCACCAUUGUGUCCAUCUCGGGAAUGGCAUGGACGAGGGGCUAAACUCAAAGCUCAAGUACUUAUUCAAGAUCAGCAGUCUGGUGUUACAGCUCAAGUACUUAUUCAUGAUCAACAGACUGGUGUUACUAAUUCUGAGAGGGGAAAAUAUUCACCCAGAUCUACAGGUCAUUUAUCUCCCUUGAAAAUUUCACCAGAAUUAUCUCCACCACGGGAAUGGCAUGGUCGUGGAGCUAAACUCAAAGCUCAAGUGCUUAUUCAGGAUCAGCAGACAUAUGUUGCUGAUUCUGAGAGGGAAAGACAUUCACCCAAAUCUACAUCUGAUUUGUCUCCCUUGAAAGAGUCGCCAGAAUUAUCUCCACCACGGGAAUGGCAUGGUCGUGGAGCUAAACUCAAAGCGCAAGUGCUUAUUCAAGAUCAGCAGACAAAUGUUACUGAUUCUGAGAAUGAAAGAAAUUCACCCAAAACUACCAAUGAUUUGUCUCCCCUGAAAGUUUCACCCGAGUUAUCUUCACCUCGGGAAUGGCAUGGUCGUGGAGCUAAACUUAAAGCACAAGUACUUAUUCAGGAUCAGCAGACAGGUGUUAUUGAUUCUCAUGUAGUUUGCUCUGGUCUUGGUAUUGCAGAUGUUAAGAAGGGUUUUGGAACAGAUGGAUCAGAUGAUAAAUCAGGUGCUUACGUGAAAAGUGAGAAAGAAAAGACUAUUUCAAGUACUAAAAUUACGAGUCCAAAAGUUAGUGGAGUAUCCCAUUCUAAUACUGGCAUUUCCCUGAAGUCCCCUAAACCUUCUAAAUUUGUGCACGAUGAUCGCGAGUGGCAAGCAAGAGGAGCCAAACUGAAAGCACAGAUUAUGAUUAGUGACCAGCAGAAUGGCCAAAUGAACACCUUAGUGGAACCAAUGGACAACAGCUUCUCCCCAGUUCUCAAGUCUCCUCCUGCAAAGAAAGCAAAACUUGGAAGUCCACCUGUGAAUAUGAAAGAUAUUAGAUCAUUCUUCACAGUUCAGAAGGCUUCAGAACAAAAAUUCAAGAAAGGUGUGAGUGGAUCUGAUGUCAUGCCUAAAUCAAGCUCUUCCACACAAGCUGACUCUCCCAGUUCACCUAACUGUGCAAGCUCUUCAAGUGCCUGGAAAAUGAGAUCUCCCACUGCUGAUUUUACCAAUGAACAUUCUUUGCUAGAUGAUGUAGCUUCUGAUGAAAAAAGCUUUGUGAAAGCUAAUCCUGUCACUGUACCUAAUGAUAAACAUAAUAAACGGAAUGGCAAGAUCAUCCAUCACGUUGAAAACAACUGGAAUGGCAGAAUGGUCAGUUGCAUUGAAUCUUCAAGUAAACUAGUAUCUCCAAAUAACAGUAAGUUAAAUGAACCGAACCACAAGCUUACUCCUCCCAGUGCCGGAUCUUCCAGUAUGCCUCUGUCUCCAAGUACAGGUAAUAGUACUUUUGUAAAACCAGACCCUCAUAGUAUAGGUUCUACCAAACUUCUUAGCAGUCCACAGUGUGUAACAGACUCUUCCAACAAAGAUAGUCCUCAGACAUUCAGGAGAAGGAAGUUAAAAUUAUAUUCUGUCACUAGUAGUGACAUAAGAACAUUCUUUGCUCCAGUUAAAAGUACCAAAAGAAAGCUAGAAUCCUCAUCACCACUUGAUUGCAAGGCUAUAAAACGAGAAGAAAGUUCCCUGUUGAAAUUACCAAAGAAUAUGGAAGUUCCUGAGAUCCAUCCUUUGCAGACUACCUGUCAGCCAAGUAAAAUCAUGUCUGAAAAAUUCCAGACUUUGGACUCUGCAACCUCACCAGACUUUGAAGGCUUCCCGUAUGGUUCAAGGCAAUCAGGUGUCCGAGCCAGAACUUUAGUGAGAUUAAUAACUCUUAUAAAAAGUAAAAAAUGGUAUGGAUUGGGUAAUUUUCCUUUUCCUUUAGAUCAAUUAUGUGACUGGAAUGAUGGCAUGUUAGAAGACAGAUUAUUUGAUAAGUAUUCAUAGAUGUAACUUUUUACUGUAAAUAAAGUAUUGUUUUAUUCAAUAGCGAAGUUCUGUAUUUCAUUUGUAUUAAAUUUGAUUCAAGAAAAGAAUUAAUAUAUAUUUUGAGUAUGUCUCCAGACUUUUUUUUAUUCAUUUGUAUAAAAGUCAUGGCAGGUUAGUAUUCAGUAUGAAAACUCCAAAAGGGUUUUUGUUUUUGAUGAAUCAAUACAAUGUAUUGUGUAUCAAGAUGAUAUUUUUGUACAGUAUUCCCUUCUCUUUACCCCUGUACAGUUUACUUGCAAUAUUUGUUGUGAGACAAAUAAAAAAAAUAUGAGA